Blastomyces dermatitidis ER-3 is the source of this 2207-nucleotide messenger RNA. RefSeq lists its product as uncharacterized. The coding region runs from base 381 to 1997 and encodes 538 amino acids. Lineage: Eukaryota; Fungi; Ascomycota; Eurotiomycetes; Onygenales; Ajellomycetaceae. The record is from RefSeq and is a predicted model, not a curated record. Gene Ontology annotation, biological process: carbohydrate metabolic process. The transcript is spliced from 3 exons.
GUUAUUAUUUAGCUUUGCAUAAAACCAUCUGAUCUCCCCACUGGCGCGUUCCGGGAGGGGGGUGGACCAAGGGUUACACCUGGGCAUCGCGUGUGAGUCUCUUGGUCAGCUCUCUCCACACUUUUUCGACGCAAAAUCAACCCUGGAAUCCUGGUGUGGAGUGGAUGGGAAGUAACUUGGAGUCCUGAGUAAAUACAUGGCUGGACAUUUCUGGCGCGUGAAAGGCCGAACUGGGGUUUACAUGUCCUUGAAUGCAAUAAGAACAAGCAGCCCACGCAUUUCUACAAGCCCAGCUUAAACAAGUUGCCUAUCACGUCACCUAUCUCGUUGCAAUAUCGAGUACCUCUGACUAGCUCGUGCAUGCUCGGCAGCUUGCAAGCAUGAAAAUCCUUCCCCAGACAGCUGCGGUGCUUGCUGCCCUCGCGGGCAACACUGGGUCUAACCCUCAGGAUGAUCCCGCAUCGCUCGCGGAAGCUUGCCCUGACUUCCUCGAGUACUCUCAGGUUAAACAUGGCCCGUACUCCGAAGGCCCUCUCAAGCUCUCCUUCCAACGGCCUGCUGAGCCAUGUCGAACCUUCUCAUCACCGCUCGUUGAAAAGGUCAUCGAGGAUGUGACAUCCCGCAUGGUCGACAAGGACCUUGCCCAACUCUUUCGGAAUGCAUUCCCCAAUACCGUGGAUACCACUGUCCGAUGGCAUGUGUCCGGGAAGGAGCGGCGAUCCAAAAAAUCGAAACAACAUCCGCAAGAUGAAGCCUGGCAGGGGCCGCAGUCCUUCAUUGUCACAGGCGAUAUCAAUGCGGAAUGGCUGCGCGACUCGACAAACCAACUUUCGCCGUAUCAAGCCCUCGCGAAUAAAGAUCCCAAAAUCGAGGCCCUUAUCUUGGGCGCCAUCAACACCCAGGUUGAAUUCGUCCUUCAAUCUCCCUACUGCAAUGCGUUCCAGCCGCCCCCUCCAAGUGGCCUCGCUCCCAUCCCCCCAACCCAGGAAGACACCGUUCACCCCGCCUAUGAAGAAUCCGUUGUCUUCGAAUGCAAAUACGAGCUCGAUUCCCUAGCCAAUUUCCUCGCGCUAGGAAACAAGUUCUACGCCGAAACCAAAUCCACAGACUUUGUCUCUGAUAGAUGGUACCAGGCCGUGCAUACUGUCCUUCAAGUUAUCCAGGAACAAUCCGAACCUACUUUUGACGAACAGGGCCAGUACUUCCGCAACGAAUACACAUUCACGCGCAUGACCAACGUAGGAACCGAAACCUUGAAUCUGGGCGGCAUUGGGAACCCCCUAAACAACGCCACGGGCCUUGUCCGCAGCGCCUUCCGCCCCAGUGAUGACGCCAGUACCUUCGGCUUCCUCAUCCCCGCCAACGCCCAGAUGGCGGUCGAGCUGAAGCGGACGGCGAAAACCAUCAAAGCCGCCGGCGGGCCUCACAACCUCAUCAAGAAGCUGGAGGAUAGAGCAAACAUUAUCGAGCAGGGUAUCCGCGAGCAUGGGGUUGUGUUGCACAAGAAGUUUGGGGAGGUAUACGCGUUUGAGGUUGAUGGGUAUGGCUCGCGUUUACUCAUGGACGACGCCAAUCUCCCCUCCCUCCUCGCUUUGCCUCUUCUCGGCUUCGUCGACAAGCACGAUAAAAUCUACCAGAACACGCGCAAGAUGAUAUUGUCCAAGGCAGGAAAUCCGUACUAUCUGACUGGCUCGGCGUUCCAUGGCAUCGGUGGCCCUCACAUCGGCGUUGAAAACGCAUGGCCCAUGUCCGUCCUCGUCCGCGCCCACACAUCCGACGACGACGAUGAAAUUCUCGAAUCUAUCAACAUGGUCCGCGACGCGAGUCUGCUCGGCCUCAUCCACGAGAGCGUCAACGUCAACAAUGUCGCCGAUUACACGCGUAGCUGGUUCGCGUGGGCGAACAGUGUGUUUGCCCAAACUAUUCUAGACCUUGCGGUAAGGAAACCGCAUCUUAUCUUCGAGAAGGGGGCCGCGCCGUAUAUAGUUGGGGAGUGAGAUGAAAUGGAUGGUUGGGGGGGGGGUGCAAGAUAAUUUUGCAGUUUUUACUGUUGGGAAUUUUGUAAUUAGAUAUAGUUUUAUUUAUGAUAUAACUAGUUAUAUCACCUACACUUUUGUUUCUUCUUUGGUUAGCUAGUAAGUGAUAUAAGAGACUUCUGUUUACAUUUUUAUGGCCCAAAUAUGCAAUUUUCCUUACUGGUGAAAAAU